Messenger RNA from Amphimedon queenslandica, 1482 nucleotides. RefSeq lists its product as uncharacterized. The transcript has 3 exons. NCBI's taxonomy places the organism in Eukaryota, Metazoa, Porifera, Demospongiae, Haplosclerida, Niphatidae. The coding region runs from base 396 to 782 and encodes 128 amino acids. The record is from RefSeq and is a predicted model, not a curated record.
GUUUUAGUACUGCUCCUUUUAGUCUCUGAAGACAUAGAUAUUACUCUAAUAUCUAUGCUGAAGAGAAUUCACAAGAUAUUCAGUUGUCGACAAGCCAGUAAGUGUUUUUAUGGUGACCCUCAUUUGUCAACCUAUUCAACCUUCUUUUGAUUUUCUACUGGGAAAGAGAGUGCCUAUGAGUCUCCCUCUAUCCUCUCAGAGCAAGAGAAAUUAGCAGAAACCAAUUCUCUAACUCCAUCAGCCUCUCCAUUACAGAAGGGCCAAACCUCACAAUUCAUAAUUCUAGUCUCAACUCAACUGGAUCAAAGCUCAAACCAGUCUGUACUCUAGAACAAGGCUGCAUUUCUCCUCUAACGUGUGUGGGGGUCAAUACAAGUCUCCUCAACGAUAGUCACAUGACUGGGGUCUUCGAGAAAAGGGUUGUGGUCAAUGUCAUGUCAGCAUUAGAUUUUGGGAAAAAGACGAGUAAUGAAAAGUUUUUACUGGCAUAUAUCCUGCGAGUGUUGCUGUACUACACUGGUAGAGCUGUCUUUGAUGUGGACACAUCAUUGAGUAUUGAUAAUCUUACAAUCAUCUUAUCCAAUAUGACAGGACUUUUACCAUUAACAAAAGAGAAUGAUACUAGUGAAGAUACCAGAUCUAUUUACAUUGAAUGGGAGUUUGAUUCAACUUGGUAUUUCUUGGGUGUAAUCAGUAUGGGACUCAGAGUAAUAAUACUAAAGAGAACUAGCUCCUUUACUAUUUUGGCAAAAUUAGCUUCUUUACUAUUUUGGCAAAAUUAAGGGAUGUAAUCAGAAAUCUUGUUUUAAAAUUAAAGACAGAUCUAAAAUAUUAAUUGUUUACCAUGAAUGCGUUAUAGUCUGAUCUCUGCAAACCAAUGCUAUAGGUUAUAAUGCUUAUAGCUUCUCAAUGCCACUCUCAAUCAUUAUGCACUGUAUAAUUCAUGAUAUCUCAUUAUGGCUUGGUGCUUUGUUUUAACUCUUAUCACUUUCAGCAUGAUAAUGAUAUCUGCCUGUAAUUGGUUUUUAUAAAGGGAGAUGUUUUGUUAUGGCAUCCAACUUGGUUUGUUUGAUUUCGUUAUGCAUGUAGAAGGAAAUGAGUGCUAGAUGCAUGGGCAACCAAUUGGAUAUGACUUUUUUUGGGAAUUCGGGAUGCUUGUAUGUUGUGUUAUUAUAAUUGAUAUACACUGCGUUCGAGUACAUGUACUAGAUGCAUGGGUAACCAAUUAGAUCUGACUUUUAUUGGGAAUUUGGGAGGCUUGUAUGUUGUGUUAUUAUAAUUGCUAUAUAUACACUGCUUCUAAGUAUACUUACUCUGUUCAGCUUAAUUGAUUUGCCUUUAGUCCAAAUUUUGCUAAGAAUACAAGGAAGACAAACAUGAAAUGGUUUCAAAACAGGAGAGCAAGGGUAUAUAAGUAUUCAGCUCACGCUUACUGAAUCAUUAAACACGAUUCAAAACUACCAGUUCAGUGAGAAGAAACCA